Messenger RNA from Oreochromis niloticus (Nile tilapia), 3356 nucleotides. RefSeq lists its product as uncharacterized. Bases 891 to 3356 code for a protein of 821 amino acids. The record is from RefSeq and is a predicted model, not a curated record. The transcript is spliced from 2 exons. NCBI's taxonomy places the organism in Eukaryota, Metazoa, Chordata, Actinopteri, Cichliformes, Cichlidae.
UGGCACAAUUUGAGUCCCUCUCACCUCUUAUGGUGUAUUUCAUCUAUUGGGUCACCAAACUUUCAAUUUAAACAGCUUUACAUAUAUAUUAAAAUGUACCCUUUAAUACAGUGUAAAAAAAUUGAACUAAUUUUUAUCUUUUUAUGGUAAAUAAUACAGUUUUUUCAUUUGACACCACCUGUUUUGUCAUGUCCCUCAUGGCCUUGAUGAAAGUUUACUUUGAAAAUACCAAAUAAAACUUUUUAAAAAGUCAAUAAAUUUUGAUAUCAACCUAAACAUCUAUUUGUGCUCUUUUGUUGUUAAUAUUUCUUUUUUUCAAAUUUAAUUGUUAAUUAUUCAUUAAAAUCACAAUUAUUCCUGUACCUGACUAACCCCUCAACCCCGUUACACAAAUGAUCCCACCCCCAUAAAUACAAUGGUGUGAUCCAGAAUUCCAUAUACAUCAGGAAGUGACAUCACUGAAGUCUUUUGGACAACAGGACCACAGAGACAGGCAAGUUGCUCCCAUCUUUUCCUUUAUUUUAGUCAUUUAUCUUGUGAUAUUGUGGUCGUCAACCUCAAUGACUCAACACCGUAACAUGAAAAAAAGAUAGAAAACUAUUACUUAUGAAAAAGUUUUUUGUUAGUUCAUGAAUAUAUGGUGAUUUUGAAUUUCAUGGAUGCCAUGUGCUCUCUGUCUGGUAUUCACUACAUUAAGCAGCGGCCAGUUUGUGCAAAAAUCUCAACCCCGUCACACUCAACCCUGUUAUGUUUUUGAUUGUAACGGGGUUGUGAGAUUGUGAUGGGGUUGAGAUUUUAAUACUUUGGUUGUUAAGUUAUCCAAUUAUUUAAAUUAAUUAUUAUUAUAUUCAGUAAACAUUCUUAUACUGCAUGCAUGCUGAAUGUGAUUUAUGUUCCAUGUUAAGGAUGCAAGUAAGAUGGCACCAACAACAGCAGCAGAAAGGCAAAGGAAGUAUCGUGAACGCCUUAAAGCUGAUCCUGAAAGAAGGGAGAGAUAUCUGCAGACUGAGCGUGAGAGAUGGAGAAAGAAUGUAGAGGCAGGGAAGAAGAAAGCAAUUAAUGAACUGAGUAAAAGAGAACAGCGUAAGAAAAGAAAAAUGUGGAGAGCAGCUUACCAUAGGAGCAAGGAGAGGAAAGAAGUGCUCAAGAACUUGAGCACUCCUCCACAGAGUCCUGAUCAGGGAGAUCACCCAGAGCAGCCUUCACAGCCAAGAUCUUCAAGGCAACGUCUGGUGGCUCGGAAAAAGUACAGAACAGAAAAAAAUAAGCUCAAGAGGCAAAUAGCGGAACUCCAGGAAAAACUUGAAAAAGAAAGGAAAAGCAAAGAAAAAUACAAAAAAAGGUGCCAACGUUCAAAGAAAUUUUCGGAUUCCCCACAGUCGAAAAUAACACGACUCACUUCACAUUGCCCCGUUAACCCCCAAAUAAAAAAAACCUUACUUUUCCAUGAAUCACUCAUUGAAGAUAUUAGGAAUAAAUACAAAAAAGCCACCAAGGACAGAGAAAGGCAGCUGAUUGCCAAAGUCGCGACAGGGAGAAUUAUAAAAAAAUACAGGUUGCAAAAGUUUGCAAGUGACUCCCUCGGAUUUUCAAACAAGAAUUUUAGACAUCAUGACAGUCUUCAUUUUGAAAGAAAGAGGACCAGCAGGUUCACUGAAGACUUCAAAAAAAGAAUCAAGGCAUUCUAUCUCAUGGAUGAUGUGAGUAGAAUGACCACAGGAACCAAACAAACACUCACAAAGAACAAAUUAAAAAUGCAGAAGAGGUUCCUGAUGGACACAAUGGAAAAUAUCCACAGAAGAUUUUUGGCAGAAAACCCAGACCAGAUGAUAUCCUAUUCCCUUUUCUGUCAUCUUCGCCCCUUUUGGGUUGUGAAUCCAACACUCUCUGAACGUGACACAUGCAUGUGUAAGUUGCAUGAAAAUCUCAGCUUUCUGGCAGUGAAGCUCCGUCAUUUGAAACUCAUUGAGACUGCCAACAUUGAAGAGUUGAUAGAAAAGGUUUGCUGCAACUCAUCCAGCAAGAGUUGCAUGUAUGGAGAGUGUGUCCAUUGCAAGGACAAAACCGUCCACAUCACAAGUGCAUACAACAGCACCGCAACCACAUCAUUUACCCAGUGGGUAACAGAGGAGAAGGAGAUAGACAAAAAGGGAGAAAAGGCAACUGUCAAGGUGACAGUCAAAAAACCUGUGGAGGGCACACAAGAGGACCUCAUUGAGCUCUUCCAGAGCUUUGUAAAGAAAUUUAAAAUGCAUCACUUUAAUAUCAAACAGCAGUAUGCCUUCUGCCGUGAGCUGAAGAACAACAUGUCAGGGGAGGAGGCUUUGAUACAUGUUGACUUCUCAGAAAACUACAGUUGUAAAUACAGUUCUCAAGUUCAGGUGGUCCACUUUGGGGCUUCACAUCAGCAAGCCACCCUUCAUACUGGUGUGUUGUAUGUUGGUGGACUCUCAGAGCCUGUGUGCUUUAGCACCAUCUCCCCCAGUAGACAUAAAGGCCCUCCAGCAGUAUGGCAGCACCUAAAUCCUGUGUUAGAUUACCUUCAAGGCCAACAUCCAGAAGUGUCUGUGCUGCACUUUUUAAGCGACGGACCCUGUACGCAAUACAAACAACGAGGAAACUUCUACCUUUUCACUACAGAACUGGACAGAAGAGGAUUCAAGGCUGGUUCUUGGAAUUUUUUCGAGGCUAGUCAUGGAAAAGGAGCACCAGAUGGUGUCGGGGGAGCCUUAAAAAGAGCAGCUGACAUGAUGGUAGCAAAGGGGCAUGACAUCCCAGAUGCAGAAGAGUUAUUCAGGGCCUUGUCUGAAACAAACACAAGUGUGAAACUGUUCUUUGUGAAACGUGAAGAUGUUGAGGAAGCUAUGGAGAAAAUGCCGAAGCAGAUACCAGCUGUUCCUGGAACCAUGAGAAUUCACCAGGUCGUUACUGUAGCUCCAAGAGAACUGAUGGUUCGUGAUGUAAGCUGCAUGUGCACAACACGGAAGCAGUUUAACUGCAAGUGCUUCAACACCCAGUGUUUCACUUUUGGCCAGACGAAAUCUGUAUCACAGACAGGCAGUGGGGGAAAUCCAGAAAAAGAAAUCCAGUGGGAAAGUCCAGAGCUGAUUGGUAAAUGGUGUAUUCUCAGAUAUGAUGAUGAUUUGUAUCCAGGCAUCAUUCUAAACAUACAAACAACACAAGUCCAGGUCAAAUGCAUGCAUCGUGUUGGGUCAAACCGAUUCUUCUGGCCGCAUCAGGAUGAUAUAUUCUGGUACCUGUUUGAUGAUGUCCUUGAACUCAUUCCACCCCCACAGGCUGUGACAAGGCGCCAUGUGGAAGUCUUGAAAGAGGUGUGGAACCGACUCACAAGAUGA